This is a messenger RNA of Oldenlandia corymbosa var. corymbosa, 435 nucleotides long. NCBI's taxonomy places the organism in Eukaryota, Viridiplantae, Streptophyta, Magnoliopsida, Gentianales, Rubiaceae. The record is from the annotation of a GenBank genome assembly.
AUGGAAACGGCUGCGAGAACUGUGAAAGAUGUCUCCCCGCAUGAUUUCGUCAAGGCUUACGCCUCUCAUCUUAAGCGCUCCGGCAAGAUGGAGCUUCCACAUUGGACUGAUAUUGUGAAGACUGGCACGCUCAAGGAGCUUGCACCCUAUGACCCUGAUUGGUACUACAUCAGAGCUGCUUCCAUGGCAAGGAAAAUUUACUUGAGGGGCGGCCUUGGUGUUGGUAGCUUUAGAAGGAUUUAUGGUGGUAGCAAGAGGAAUGGCAGUCGUCCACCCCAUUUCGGAACAAGCAGUGGUUCAGUUGCUCGCCACAUUCUUCAGCAAUUGCAGGCCAUGAACAUAGUGGACCUCGACCCUAAGGGAGGAAGGAGGAUCACAUCCAGUGGGCAGAGAGAUCUUGAUCAAGUCGCAGGAAGAGUUGCAGUAGCUCAUUAA